AGCUGCUACUCCGCUAUAAAAUAGAUAGACGCAUCGCUUAUUUGACAGUUGAAUAGCGGUAACGUUUAGAGAACACUGGGAGAUUUAAUAAAGAUAUUGAUUUGAAUAGGAAAACAUUUCUUCAUAAGCAAACAUGUCUUGGAAUUUAGUACCAUUAUUUAAAAGAGACUUUGGUUUCUUUGACCGUCAAAGAGAUUUAUUUUCGGACUGGGUCAAGGAAUUCGAUGAUGAUUGGAAAUCAAUGGACUUUGAAUCGUCGAGAUCGAGGUUCGAUAGGGAAUUAGAAAGAAUCAGAAAGGACAUGUUCAAGUUGGAUACCGGUUCUUCAAUGCUCUCAAUAGAGAAGCCAUUUGUGACAGACCCUGUUGGAAAUAAGAAAUUAUCUCUCCGUUUUGAUUGCAGUCAAUUCAAACCUGAAGAAAUUAGCGUGAAAACCAUGGACAAACGCUUAUGUGUACAUGCUAAGCACACUGAAGAAUCUCCCGGCAGGAAAGUUUACAGGGAGUUCACUAAAGAAUAUACUCUUCCAAACGCAAUCGAUCCUCUUCGUCUGACAUCAAUUUUGUCUAAAGACGGCGUUCUGCAGAUAGAAGCCCCUGCGCCAGCUAGUGUAGACGCUCCAAGAGAGUUUUUGAUUCCGAUCGAAAAGCUGUAAACUAAAUCUGACUGUAUCAAAAUCUCUAAAAGUGUGCUUGGGUUAGCUAUGAAAACGGAACACAGAUGUUUUAAAUGCGCAUUCCAGCUCAUUUUCAAUAUAGUUUAACGUUAGAAUAUUAAUUUUGUUAAAAUGAGUUUGUUUGUUAAUUUGUUCUCUUAUUUCUUCUAGCUCAGCUUAAGUUUUCUUCAGUUUAUGGAUAUUAUAAGUUGCUUUUACAUUUCACUGUUGGUGAUAAAAAUAACAAGACAUUUAGGAAGUUUAUUAUACUAAUACAUUGUGUAUAGGAAUUAAGGAUUUGUUUUCUAGAAUAUCUCGAGAUAAAAGUUGCAUAUCAAUCAUUGAUAUAUUGUUGGGUUUGUUCCAUAUCAAAACCAUAUUUAAUUUUAUAUACAUUUUUUACAAAAUAUGAUAAAUACAUUGUAUAUGAUAUUGAAAACUUGAUAUUUCAAAUAAAAUUGUUUAAUUUGUA
This is a messenger RNA of Ruditapes philippinarum (Manila clam), 1127 nucleotides long. Its product is annotated as heat shock protein beta-6-like. The record is from RefSeq and is a predicted model, not a curated record. Lineage: Eukaryota; Metazoa; Mollusca; Bivalvia; Venerida; Veneridae. Gene Ontology annotation, molecular function: protein folding chaperone. Bases 134 to 655 code for a protein of 173 amino acids. Gene Ontology annotation, biological process: protein refolding; response to heat. The transcript has a single exon.